UGCCAUUCACGCCGGCAAACUGCUCACUCACUUUUGCUACCACCUGAUUUUUCUCUCUCGCUGUAUAUUUGCAAAUAUCACUAAUAUUUUUUUAAAAUUAAUUGUACAGAAUGUCACAUAAGGAUAAGAUCAAUUUGUGCGUAAUCUGUACUUCAAAGGUACCUACUGAAAAAUCGGAUAAUAAAGUUAGUGGUGAAGGUGACAAGGAUGACGAUCCGGCAAAUUCAUCUGUCAUUUUUUUCCUGAAUAAUCUCCUUCCAGAAAAGUUCCUUCUCCAAAUGGGGGCACUUGAUCCAGGGUGUGUGAAACAAGGGGUACCGAAACGAAUGGAGGAUUUGAUAACAAGUAAGGGCUAUCCUUCUACUUGGCUGUCAUUUUGCAAUGAUUGCAGAAAUUUUGUAGAAGAAGCGAGACAAAUUUUCCUAAAAAUUGGGCGGCUGCAAGAACAAUUUGAUGGAUUUCAGAAACUUGUAUUGACACGAAUCAAAGAUACUUUUAAUGAGGAAGAAGUCAUGAAUAAGAAAAACUCAAACGUAUUCGACAUAUCGGCGGACUUGGUUCGAGUCGCAGUUGUAAAAAUAGGUGAAGAGAAACCGAAGGUCCAGGACAAUUUAAACCAGGAUGAACCCUCCAGUUCUAAGACACUGGAAGCUAAAAGUAGCAACCCAUCAGACACUACUACUGUGAGAAGAACCAAUCCUAAGAGACUAGCCACCAACCGACCAAAGAUUAAGAAGAGAAAACGUUUAGAAAUUCGUUCGAAGUCAGGUAGACUGAUUAAGCAGCCGGAUUCAGAUACCGAAACCUACGAAGAAGAGGAAGAAACAAGAACUCCAGUGGUGAAAGUUGACCAGGAAAAAUUAAUGGAAAUGGAGUUUUCAGACUCAGAAGGGGACGAGUUUACAGUUUCCAGUGCCGAAGAUGAAGCAACCAGUUCGUCAGGCUCUAUUACUGUGGUGGACAGUGGUGAUCUGUCUCCUGAGGAUGGGGAUGAAGAGAUUCAUGGAGAACUCGGAGAUGGAACAAAUUUGGAAUUGUUUUGGUGUGAAUAUUGUAACAAACAGUAUACGAGUGUGUCACUUAUGGCGUCCCACCAGAAUCAUUGUAGAAAACGCAAAGAGUAAUGUGUUGCAGGGGAUCAACUGUAUGAUUCAUUGCCAAUUUAUGUUAAUUAAAUUUGUAGUAAAGUUUACACUUUAAAUGAUACCACGGGAAAAAAAUUCAGCGUGCUAUUUAUGUACGUAAAUCAAUGAACAAAACCUUGUACAUGCACACUUUAAUCUUUGUAUUUACUAACUUAAUUAGUAUAUCCUUAUUAAAUAAAUAAGCUAUGCAUAUGUACAUAUUA
Messenger RNA from Folsomia candida, 1348 nucleotides. RefSeq lists its product as uncharacterized. The record is from RefSeq and is a predicted model, not a curated record. The transcript is spliced from 6 exons. The coding region runs from base 111 to 1124 and encodes 337 amino acids. NCBI's taxonomy places the organism in Eukaryota, Metazoa, Arthropoda, Collembola, Entomobryomorpha, Isotomidae.